AUGGCAUCUAAUUCUCCAUCUUCUCUCUCUCCUCCGGAGGUGCCGACGGAGCUUCACGUACUCAAUCGAGAGAAACUCAUCAAAUCUCUACGUCAACACCUCUCUCUAUCCUCUCUGCCUCUCCAGGGCUUCGUCUUUCUUCAGGGUGGCGAUGAGCAAACUCGGUAUUGCACGGAUCACAUCGAGCUCUUUAGGCAGGAAAGCUACUUUGCUUACUUGUUUGGAGUGAAAGAGCCUGGGUUCUAUGGAGCUAUUGAUUUAGCAACCGGGAAAUCUAUGCUAUUUGCUCCCAGAUUAUCUGCUGAUUAUGCUAUUUGGUUGGGUGAAAUAAAGCCAUUAUCCUACUUUAAGGAAAGAUACCUGGUUAGCAUGGUAUUCUAUACUGAUGAGAUUUUAAAAGUUUUGCAUAACCAGUACCAGGGAUCUGGAGAACCCUUUUUGUUUCUAUUGCAUGGGCUCAACACUGAUAGCAAUAACUUCUCAAAACCAGCUGAAUUUGAG
This is a messenger RNA of Ilex paraguariensis (yerba mate), 501 nucleotides long. NCBI's taxonomy places the organism in Eukaryota, Viridiplantae, Streptophyta, Magnoliopsida, Aquifoliales, Aquifoliaceae. The record is from the annotation of a GenBank genome assembly.